This is a messenger RNA of Lonchura striata (white-rumped munia), 732 nucleotides long. Lineage: Eukaryota; Metazoa; Chordata; Aves; Passeriformes; Estrildidae. The record is from RefSeq and is a predicted model, not a curated record.
AUGUCGCGGUGCCACCGCCGCGCGGGGCAGCGCCUCCUGCAGGGGGCGCUCUCCAACGGGGGCCUGUACGUGAAGCUGGGCCAGGGCCUGAGCGCCAUGGAGCACCUGCUGCCCCCGGAGCUGGGGGGGGGCCUGCGGCCCCUGGAGGACAUGCUGGUGCGGCGCGGCCCCGACGGGCGGGCGCAGCUGGUGCUGCUGGACCACGGCUUGUACGAGACCCUGAGCGAGAGGGACCGGCUGGCGCUGUGCGGGCUCUGGAGAGCGAUCGUGCUGCGGGACCGCGAGGGCAUGAGGGAGCGGGCGGCGGAACUGGGGGUGCAGGAUUAUUUCCUCUUCUGCGAGAUGCUGAUGCAGCGACCCCUGAGCCGCCACUCGGGGCGGCUGAGCGCGGCCGAGCGCGGCUACAUGCGUGGCAUGGCGGCGCGGCGCUUCCCGCAGGUGCUGCGCGUGCUGCGCGCGCUGCCCCGGCCCAUGCUGCUCGUGUUCCGCAACAUCAACACGGUGCGCAGCGUGCACGGCGCCAUGGGCGCGCCCGCGGACAGACACGGCAUCAUGGCGCGCAGCGCCGUGCGCGGCUGGCGCCGCCUCCGGGCGGGUCCCGGCGGGUCCGUGUGGCAGCGGCUGCGGUGGGCGUGGCUGCGGUUCCGGCUGGAGGCGGCGGCGCUGCGGCUGCUCGGCCGCUGGGGGGCGCUGCCCGGGGCGGAGCAGCUGCAGUUGCUGCUGCGCGCCUGA